GAAGCAUUAUGCAUCACCCUAAUCUGUCGGCUAUGGAAUGCACAUCACCAUCGAUCUUCUCGACAUCUCGGCAACAACAGCGCCGCUCCGCUCUGGCCAUGCAAUCUAUGAAUGGGGACAGGCAUCUGUCAUUGCUGCCCCUGGCCAUCCCGAAGCAAAAACACUGCAGCUGGCCAUGCAUCAUGCAUGGCCUUGUUCCCGAAAUUAACACCGCCUUCCAUAUAUGAACUGUUUAUGAUCGACAAUGGCCAAAGGACGAUGGCCACCGGUGGCAGGUAUAAAAGUCGUGGACUCGCAAGCGGAAUGUUGCUUUUGGAUCCACACCUUGCUCGUAACCUCUUCCCACCCUUCUCUGCACCUCAGAAAUGGCCAGCCCAAGCGACAACUACGUCGGCUUCAGAUAUCGCUGCAUCCUCGUCCCAGACUUCAUUUCGGACGAUGCAUUGCGCGGUCAACAUAUCCUCUUCACCAACGAGCUCGCCCCAAGCAUCCAAGAUGCCGUUGUCGCCGGGCUGAGGGACAGUGAGGAAAGCUCACGAAGUAACCAAGCGCCAUCGCCGCACUUUGUCUUCCGUUAUCCCCCUGGGCCACUCCAUCCGGGCGACGUCGAGUACGCCGGCACCGUCAAGGAAUGGAUUGCAGUCGGGAAAAGGCCUGCGAUGGAGCACUUCCAAAGGCAGGCAGAGGAGCAUGCGCGAACACCCAUGAUCGAUAGUUCCGACCGGCCUGAGGCUAUGGACACUCCCCCCGAAGUCACGAUCAACCGCAUUCCGGCCUUGAACAAUGACCCAGAGGCCAUGCGCAGUCACCCUGAGGACAUGUUCUAUCGCCCCGAAGGCAUGACCAAUCCCUCCAAGGUCAUGGUCAACGACCCUCCAGCCACGCCCAGCUACGCCGCAGCGCCCACGCCCUCGACUCAAUCCAAUGGCAAGCCCGCCACUCAGCCUCGUGCCUGUCCACGACCGGAAAUUACGGUCAAACGCGAGGCCACCGACUCCGACAUGGACAUCUCCGACGACGAGGAGGUCGACCAACUUGCAGAAGACGAGGAAAUGGACCAACUCGCCGACGACAACGAAGUCGACCAAUUCGCGGGCAACCGCAAAAUCGAUCAACGCGCAAGCACAGUCGAUGAACUCGCUGGCGACAAUACCUGCGAUCGACCCGCGGGCGACACUGCCGAAAAUGUAGCAGGCGCCGAGCUCGCCGACGAAGACAAAGAGUCACAAGACGACGGCUUCACCGGCAAAAUCGAGGAGAUCGAGCGCUUCGCGCAAGAGCUGGAGGCCAAGCUCGAGCCCGCAGAUGACAGCAUGCCACCGCCGCCGCCACGAAUUGUCGUGCCUCUGCCGCCGCCGAUGGAAGAUACGCAGCAAGACGCCAAUAUGUACGACCUCGAUGCGACGACUCUUCAGUAUCCCGACGACAUUCUACAGUACCCUGAUGACGUGCAGCAAGACGCUGGUGCAACUCAGCAAGACAUCAGUAGCACGGACGACCUCGACGGCAUGACUCUCCGGUACCCAGACGAGGAGCCGCCAACUCCUGAGUCCCCCGAGCCUGCUUUGCUGAGUGAAGGUCCUCUUUAUAGGUUCGCCGACGAGUCGUAUCCGUUCAAGGUCGUCGUCUACCACAAGGGCCGCACCGACUUUAUUGUCGAAGACUUGACUCCAAAGGUCGAAAAUGCGCACGGAGCCGGACUCGCCAGCACCUCCCAGGUCAAGCAACGGCCUAUAACAGUCAACAAUCCGCCGCUUUUCCCCUCUUCAACCGGAAAAAAGUUCUCUCAUAUCCCUCCAUGGUCUGCCUAUUCUACGCCUCGACUACCUUCCGACUAUCCUAGGCGCGCUUCUGUAUCCUCGCACCCUCCGGUCUCUCAGCGAGCUCGCUUCUCCGCGGCACCGUAUCCUCCCCCUACGACUUCUCCCUCCUCCUCGAAACCCUGCUCCUCCGCGUCUACGGGCUCCUGCGCUUCGGUUCCCUCUACGGUAUCUUGUGCCUCCGCGCCCUCCACGACGACCGAGGGUCCCAUGCACAUCAAAUGGAAGGCCUCGCCUUCUCCCCGCGCCCACACGCCGACGUUCGAACACUACAAUUCACGAGGUGGCAAGAAGUGGGAGCACAUCCCCGGAUUAGACCCCCUUGUGCACGAGUCUCGCCCGUGUCCCUGGCCCGUCCGCGUCCCCUUCGACACGACCGGGUCUAAGCCGCUCACCGCCCGCGACGUGCUCACCGCGCUCGCCUGCGACGCCAGCAUCCCAGACACCGCUCAAGCGACGGACAAAUACCCGACCUCCACCGACCUCUUCCCGCGCUGCGGCGCGCCAGUUCGCCCCACGAAGACCGCCAUCCUGAAGCACAUCCACAAGGAUCACGGCGUCGACAUCAAGGCCGACGAGUUCUUCUGCCCGAUCUGCGUGUGCAGGAGCACCAUCGAGGCGAUGCAAUCGCGGCCGGUGGGAUACUACAGGCUGUACAAGUACAAGGGCGCGGCGCCGGAGGUCCUCGACGAAGCGCUACCCGAGGCGAAGCCGCCGAAGGGGUUGAAGAACAGCAGCGUCUCGAACCAUAUGGGGACUUUGGAGCACUUGAACGGGCGCUAUACAUGCGCAUUAUGUGGUCCGCACCACGAGUGGCGGGACUCGACAGGGUAUUGGGCGCAUGUUCAUGCAGUGCACGUCAAAAUUCUAAAAGGGGACGAGUGA
Messenger RNA from Schizophyllum commune H4-8, 2705 nucleotides. RefSeq lists its product as uncharacterized. The transcript is spliced from 2 exons. Lineage: Eukaryota; Fungi; Basidiomycota; Agaricomycetes; Agaricales; Schizophyllaceae. The record is from RefSeq and is a predicted model, not a curated record. Bases 366 to 2705 code for a protein of 779 amino acids.